This is a messenger RNA of Glossina fuscipes, 936 nucleotides long. RefSeq names its product probable trafficking protein particle complex subunit 13 homolog. The record is from RefSeq and is a predicted model, not a curated record. Gene Ontology annotation, cellular component: TRAPPIII protein complex. NCBI's taxonomy places the organism in Eukaryota, Metazoa, Arthropoda, Insecta, Diptera, Glossinidae.
AUGCAUGAAAAUAAGUCGAAACCAGCGACUUUAGCGCCCGACGAGACCUUAGACGACGUUAUACGUUAUGAAGUCAAAGAAAUAGGGACACAUGUUCUGGUUUGCGAAGUUAAUUAUGUCACCUUGGCCGGUAUAGCGCAAUAUUUUCGGAAAUUUUUUAAAUUUCAAGUUCUUAAGCCUUUGGGCGUUACUACUAAGUUCUAUAAUGCCGAAAUGGACGAAAUCUAUCUAGAAGCGCAGAUACAAAAUAUCACCACUGGGCCAUUUUGUUUAGAAAAAGUAGAAUUAGAUAGUUCGCAACAAUAUACCGUAACAGCUUUGAAUACUUUGCCCAACGGGGAAUCAGUGUUUACUUCGAAGAACAUGUUACAACCUAAAAAUAGUUGCCAGUUUCUCUAUUGCAUCAAGCCUAAGCCUGAGAUAGCCAAGGAUAUUAAUUUGCUUAGAAUGGCUAAUAAUGUAGGUAAACUGGAUAUAGUGUGGCGUUCGAAUUUAGGCGAAAAAGGACGCUUGCAAACAAGUCCUCUACAAAGAUUGCCUUUUGAAUAUAAGGAUGUGCGCUUAGAAAUUGUAGAAGCGUUGAAUAUCGUUAAAAUUGGAGAGUCUUUUACAUUCCUGUGCAGAAUCACAAAUACCACUGAUCGCCCUAUGGAUUUAAUAGUAAAGUUACCAACAAUUUUGGAUUUCAAUUGUCCGUAUACCGGGUCAGCGGAAUUCUGCUUAGGUCCUCUGGACCCAACCCAACAGAGAGAAUUUCCUUUGACAAUAUUUCCUACCAAAUUGGGUUUGAUUAAAGUUUCGCCCUUGAUAUUGAUUAAUACCCUUAAGGAGCAGUAUACCAUUGCCAAGGUGGUAGACGUGUUUGUAGUCGAUGAUGAUUAUUAUGAAGAUGAAACCUUUCAAAUGAAUAAAUUUGUUAGAUAGAGUGCCUCCAAA